AUGUCCCUUUUCUGCUGUGAUGGCGGCGGUCCCUGUGCUCAAAGCUCUCGGAUGAGGGUUGAAGCCAAUGGCCCGGCACCAAUAGUACCGGACACCUCCCAAAGCAGGGUCCAUACGCCUUUGCCCAUGCUGCAAGACUGGGACAAGCUCGGAGCCAGGGAGAAGGAGGUUGUGCAGGAAAAGCUGGAAAGCAUUGUAAACGCCUUCGCGCGUGAGCUCACUAGGGGCAAGGUGUUCAUGAAGCUGGGGCGAAAUGGCCGCCUCUUCUACCGCCUUUGCACUUUGGACAAGCAGCUGACGGCAUUCUCCAUGCACAUCAAGGGAGCCAUCGUGGAGUAUCCCUUCAGCCACAUGCAGCACAUUAGCUUUGGUUAUGACCUCACAGACUUCACGCAUGUUCCUGUCUCAUUACCAUCUGAUGCGCUGGCAGCGGUUAUUGUUAUGGACAACCGGAGAAUGAAUCUGGUGUUUUCGUCCCCCAUGGAGCGAGACGAGUUUGUUCUCAAGGAGCGGCACCGACGAAAUAAUUCGUGUCCACAACUUCAGGAAUUGAGGCAUGCUGUGGCCAUGCUCCCAGCCCGCAACCAUGGGCGCCUCUGCAGACUCGCCAGGUUCUCCACAGAGGCCGCUACACAGGCGGAGCCAGCACAGGCCUUGUUGGCGGUGCCAGGACCCUGCUUGGACGAAGUCUUUGGCUUUGGAGGGCGCUCUGUCUGCAGUCUGCCAUCAGGCAUCAGGCGAGGGCGGCGCAGAGCAAAGACAAUCAAGGCUGUUGAGCGCACGGCGACCCGCCUGCACUACCGCGAGCUUGUGAAGCAGGAAAUUUUUGAUCGAUAUGCAGUCACAAGUUCGAGGGAGACUUCUCUGCGCUUCCACCUCUUCCGUACCGAGCGGCCGCUCAGCAAGGUGGAAAAGCUGCGUGCCCGGCAAACUCUGCGUCCAUUUGGCCUGCUUGAGCGGUUGCGUUCAUCCGAGCUGAUAGCUCUCGUCGAAGGCCCGGCUCGGGGGCACUUUGACAACGACCUCCUGUGGCGACAGCUGGAGCGUCUCUUUGUGGUUCAGAACAAGAUUCUGUCAAUCGGAGAGAUGUCACGCAUCCUGCAUUCGUUCGCAAUGAGAAGGCAGAGCAGGCAGCUUUCAGACCCGCCUGCGAGACUUCUGCGAGUUGUCUCACAGCGCUUCUGUCAAGAGGCUGUCUCUUGCUCUGUUGCGGAGCUUGCCCGAAUUGUGGAUGCCUUCGGCACGUUCAGUGCAAGAGACACCAAGCUUCUGAAUCACCUUUCCAUGGUUUUCCCGGACGUGCAGUCGUUGCAGACAGAGGACACGGAGGGCCCUUUCAAGCACAGCACAGGGCACAGAACGGAGAUGGGAAAUGUCCCCCUCUGGUUUGAGGCGCUGGUACAUCUCUGUCGUGGGCUGGCUGCAUUGAGGUGGCCGGAUGAGGCCGCAUUGCGGUUCACUGUGCAGAUUGUGUCCGGGUCCCUCGAGGCGAGGCCGCCAAAGCAGCGACUUCGAAAAGUCCUUGGGAACCUUGCCAGUCCGACCAACUUGUAUUCGCUUCCAGCGUUUGAGCCGGAAGAGCGAUGCGAAAUCAUUGCAGAUGCUGAUGUCGCUUCCAUCUGCGAAGCUUUGGCGAUCUUGGAGGUCAGAUCCGAGGCUCUGAUCCGUGCGGUCUUGAAGGAUGUGGCAACCGAGCGAGGCGGGGCGGCGCGGGCACUGUCUCAGGGACGAUGGAGGUCUGCACACCUCCUUGGUCGCCUGAGUCGUAGUCUGGCCAGGCUUGGUGUCGUGGAUAAGCAGCUGACAGCCCGAUGGCUGCAGGCGGUGCGGCGGGAAGACCGGAUGAAUCCCCAGCCGCGACUCCCACGGGAGGUGUUGGAGGUGGCGACUACUGCAUACCAGAUCGGUGCUUUCCACAGGGAGCUGCAGUGUCGACUGGGCCGGCGCCUGCGCGUAGCCCUGCGGCUGGGUGCAGACUCUGCCAGAGGUGCCAUCAGUGAUGCCGUCCAAUCCGUGCAGGAGGCACCCCUGCCAGCCGGGACAACGCAGUUGGUGGUUCGGCUACCAGAGGUCGAACCCUUGCCUUCGGAGCAGAACCUGCAGACGGCUCUGCAGUGUCUCAGGGUCUUGACCUGCUGCGACGACAGAGACUUCGACGCAGUGCUGGGUGCAGCCACCCGGCAGCUUCGAGAGUCCGAAGGCAGCUCCAGCAUCGCUUUGCCCCACGCCAUGAUCUGCUCGCGAUCUCCAGAGGCUUUUGCGAGGCUUGACGCUGGAGCUAGGCUGCUGAGCACGGAGGAGCUCCUGGAAGCUCAUCGCUGCUGCGCGCUUCUGCACGCCCAGGAGCAUCUGGCUGGAGUUUCGUCAGCAAGCCGUACGGCUUUCGGCCAUAUGGACCGCUGCCCAGAUCUCGCCAAGGUACUGUGGCAGAGAAUGGCCGGCACUGUGGCGGACCUUUCAGGCGAUUCGAGCAGCCGCAUCUGCGAGCUGGCCACGUUUUCAUCUGUGGCAGAGUCGCUGCAACGGCUCUCGCCGGCGGCUGUUGCUCCUGAGGAGGCCGACCUUGCCGUGGCUUGUGGACGCACGCUGCGGGUAAUACUGGGUCAAGGAGCCACGCUGACCAUGCGCGCCGCGAUUUGCGUGACUGAGUGGUGCGCCUCCACUGCGGUGCCUUGCCCCAAAGUGACGAAAAUCUGCUGCGAGAUGCUGGUCUCGAAGGCCAAGCUCUUCUCUGGCGAGGGAUUGCGGCGUGCCCUCUUCGCCACUUUGCAGGCUUCCGAAGGGCCUCGCUCCGAGCAGUGGCUGCCUGUUCUACGGGCAUUGAUGGAGGAACUGCCAAGGAAGCAGCAUCUUCAGCCUGCAGAAGACCUGCUUCGCCUGGCCGUUCACUUCCUUCGUGCUCAAGCACUGCACCGAGUCAAGACGUUGCCUCGGUGGACGCGCCCUCCUGCCCUUCGAUUAGUUCGUCGCUUGGAGAGGCCCCCUGUUCGUCGCAGCCCUUUCCAGGGUGCCAUUGCGGCAGGAGUCAUCCACCCACUUCGUCGACUUACCGAGACACGGUCGUUGCUUUCACAGGCCUCUACAUGCUUGCUGAAGGAGGCUCUGGACGUCUGCCAAAGACUUGGCGGCCUCAAGAGGUCCAGGUGCGCCUCAACUGCGAAGGCGAAGGGGGCGCAGUUUCCAAGGACGGUGCCACCCUCGCUGCUCGGCUCGGCGCCUUCGCUCCAACGCCCCUGUGAAGUCCGGGACCAGGUGAUAGAGCUUGGCACUGACCCACUUGGGCGCCCUCGAUGUCUCUUGGGCCGCUGUGCUUGCGCUUUCUUUUCCAAGCCGACAGAGCGCCUGAGCUUGUCACGAUUGCCUCGCCGCCAGAUGGCUGAGAGGAGAAGCUUCAUUCCAGACAGCAGCGCGCUGGCAUUGGCACCGGAACCGCCCCUGGGCAAGGUGGAGUACAAGCUUAAGCUAAACGCCCAGGAGGGCACCGAAAGAUUCGAAGAGUUGGUGACUCAGCUAAAUUGGCGAAUGCGAGAAUGCAGCUCCGAAGAGGAGUGUGCCGAAGUCGCAGAUCUCAGCCAGUACAGAGAUGCUGUGUAUCGACUAGGCGUCGCUGAUGAUGGGGCGGUGUUGGGCUUGAGUGAUGGAGAGUUGGCAGAGUCUAUGUCUGUGUUGCAUGCCAUGGCUGCAAGAAUCCCGGCAACAGUCACUGUCCUCAGUAGACGGACCGGCAUUGCACCUGGUAACAGGACAUCCAUCACUGCAUUGAUCCGAGCCCAAACAUCGGCGCUUUCCUUGCUGGGGCAGGGGGACCAGGUCAGGAUCUGCACAGUGGGAAACGUGGAUUCUGGAAAGUCCACGCUGCUGGGUCUUCUCACACAGGGCUUGAGGGACGACGGCCGAGGGCGUGCGCGCUCCUCUGUGUUUCGACAUCGCCAUGAACUCGAGACAGGGAGGACUUCCUGUGUCUCCACGAUGACACUAGGCUUCGAUCAAACCGGUCGGGUCGUGAACUAUAAGGAGGACAGCGAGGGAGUGUUUCGCAGUGAGGAACCCCAGCAUAAUGCCGGACGGGCCGAGGCACAGGCACGGAUCGCCGAAAAGGCUUCCAAGCUUAUUACAUUCUUCGACUUGUGCGGGCACGAGCGCUACUUCAAAACGACCUUGCAAGGCAUGGUGGGCUUGGCACCCGACUAUCUGCUCUGUACGGUUGAUGCCAACCGUGGCGAGUUGCGGGGCAUGGUCCAUGAGCAUUUGAUCGUUGCAAAUGCGCUUGCGAUUCCCACCAUCAUCUGCCUCACGAAGUGUGACGUGGCAGGCGAAGGGCAGAGGAAGUCUGCUCUUGAAGAUGUCAAGAAGUUCAUGAAGCAGAUGGGCACACCUACAUUUGUGGUGAAGGACGCUAACGAUGUAGUGUUCGCAGCAGAGCGCAUCCUCCAAGGAUUUACGCCGAUCCUUCUGUGCUCCGCAGUCACUGGCGCGAUGAUUCCAGAACUGAAACUCUUGCUGAACGUUCUUCCUCGGAGACCACCCCUGCAAGCUCCCGCAGCUUUGUCUCUACCAGGAUCUGAAGCCCUUCAAAUUCAGAUCGACGAAUUCUUCCCCCAAGUUCCGGGGGUGGGACUCGUAGUUUCAGGCAGAGUGCUACAUGGGACUGCGAGGCCCAACGAUGGGAUCCGGCUCGGGCCUAUCGUAGACACCUCCGGAGACUUGGUGAAGGAUGGCUUCAUCAGCUUGAGGUUGGCCUCCAUCCGCGCGCAGGACCACCCUGUCGAAGAGCUGAGGGCUGGCUCGAGCGGUACCUUUGCAUUGAAAGCCUCCGGAAAGGUCCGGGAUGCUCUGACGCCCAAGGUCUUGAGCAGAUCAAAAAUCCUGGUUGGCACGAAGUCCCCGUUGACGCCCUCGCGUUGGAUCAAGGCGAGCAUCACUGUGCUGCAGCAUCCGAGCUCCAUAAGAGUGAGAUAUGAACCCGUUCUUCACGUUGGCAUGACGCGGCAAACGGCUCGAGUUAUGUCCAUGAGUGAUGCCGAAGGGCGGCCCAUCUCGUUGCUUAGAGCCGGCGAUUCAGCAGAAGUCCUGUUCCGCUGGGCCCACUGGCCAGAAAUUAUCGAACCAGGUUGCGCCCUCGUCUUCCGCGAGAACUCUGUAAAAGGUGUGGGCACAGUGACCUGGGUCGGAGAUUUCGAGGAGUCUCCGAAAAAGCGGAGAUCCGGCUUCCGCCCUCAAACCUCCAAGGUUUCGAAGUCUGCGAACGACAAGAAGAGGGACAGAGGCGAGCAAAUGGAAUGGAGUGUCGAGCCUCACGCAGGUGGGCAUGGCAAUGUCUGCGUCAGCUUCGUCAAGGCGCUUCAGCACCAGGUUGCUUUCCGAUGUUCCGCAUCCACUCCCGGUCUCUCUGCAAGAUCGCGGAGUGGUGCACGAAAGGAAACUGUGCUUGGCGUGGCUUCGACUGACAAGCCGUGCACUGUAGACUCGAGCGCCAAGCAUUCGCACGCAGACCGCCACCGGAAGUAG
Symbiodinium necroappetens is the source of this 5508-nucleotide messenger RNA. The record is from the annotation of a GenBank genome assembly. Lineage: Eukaryota; Dinophyceae; Suessiales; Symbiodiniaceae.